AAAUUGUCGAUCGGUUUGACACCUGUCAACAAAUUACACGAAGUGAAUAAUCGUGACUUUCAAUUUUGUAUCAAGAGCCGGUGUUUGUUUUUAGCUGAAAAACGAUAGUUAGAAGGAAAUAUUUAACAAUGCCUAACGUUUCAGUGAAAGUAAAGUGGGGUAAGGAGACGUUCCCCGGUGUGGAGGUGAACACAGAUGAAGAGCCAGUUGUUUUCAAGGCGCAGAUAUUUGCACUGACCGGAGUGCAGCCGGACAGACAGAAAGUGGUCUGCAAGGGUGUUACUCUUAGAGAUGAUACAUGGGGCAACUUUAAAUUGACUAAUAAUGCUAUAGUGCUUGUGAUGGGUAGUAAGGAGGAAGAUGUACCAGCGGCUCCUGUGGAACAAACUCGCUUUGUAGAAGACAUGAAUGAGGCUGAGCUAGCUACAGCUCUAGAUCUUCCGGAAGGUCUGAUGAAUUUAGGCAACACAUGCUACAUGAAUGCAACUGUUCAGUGUCUCAAAACUGUCCCAGAGUUGAAGAAUGCGCUAUUGAAUUACGACAAAUCGUCAGGAGGCGGAACCGCGGGUGAGUUGACGUGCGCUCUGAGUGAUACGAUGCGGACAUUAGAGGGUGGGCAGGCGGGCGCGUGUGCGGUGGCGACAGCCAAACUCCUGCACGCGCUGCACGAGGCGGCGCCGAGGUUCGCGGAGCGCGGCGCCGGGGGGGGCUUCGCGCAGCAAGACGCCUCUGAAUGCUGGAGCGAGAUUGUCCGUGCGCUUCAGAACAGGCUACCUGUCGCUGCGCCUGCGCCAGGGGACAGGACAUCCAUAGUGGAGCAGUAUUUCGGUGGCGAGCUGGACGUGGAGCUGGUCUGCGCGGAGGCGGAGGAGCCUCCCUCGCGCAGCACGGAGUCCUUCCUGCAGCUGUCCUGCUUCAUCUCGCAGGAUGUCAAGUAUCUGCAGUCUGGACUAAGAUCUAAAAUGUCGGAACAAAUAACAAAAAUGUCACAAACAUUGGGCAGGGAUGCUGUUUACACAAAGACUAGUAAAAUCAGCCGCCUGCCAGCAUAUCUGACAGUUCAGUUUGUGCGCUUCUACUACAAGGAGAAGGAAUCUAUCAACGCUAAGAUCCUCAAGGAUGUGAAGUUCCCGCUGGACCUGGAUGUGUUUGAACUCUGCUCACCGGAGCUGCAGGAGAGACUCGCGCCCAUGAGAGCCAAGUUCAAGGAAGUAGAUGAUGCAAAGGUAGAGUCUACACUAAGUGGAAAGAAUAAAAGUCAUGGUGACUCCAGAAAAGAUCCUAAAAGGAAAGCAGUUUUUCCGUAUUGGUUUGAAAAUGACGUGGGCAGCAACAACAGCGGGCUGUACCGGCUGCAGGCGGUGCUGACGCACCGCGGGCGCUCCUCGUCCUCCGGGCACUACGUGGCGUGGGUGCGGCGCGCCGCCGGCUGGCUGCGCUGCGACGACGACACCGUCUCGCCCGUCACAGAGGAGGAGGUGCUCAAACUCAGCGGAGGAGGUGACUGGCACUGCGCCUACCUCCUGCUGUACGGGCCUAGGAUCCUGGAGAUCCCAGAGGAGGACGAGCCUAUGGUGACGGAGGCUAGUGAGGACCCCGCAGGACAGCCCCCCACCGCCCUCGCUUAGACCAACGCAAGCUGACCCUCGCUCACACAUCCUAACAACGCAGCAGCGGCUCUAGAAAUGAUGGCUUCCGUAGAUAUCUAUCGCCUAAUAAAUGUCUUACGCAUAGAAAGCUCAUUCUUAUUUGAAAAUAAUUUUCUGCACUCCGAGUCGUUAUUCGGUCAAUUCGGUCGGUUCUCUCUUAGUGACUAAGAACCUUAGGGAUCUACAGACCUUUCGGAUUUACAGAGCUAAGUGACCUAGGGACAUUCGUAACCACCAAACGACUCUGAGUAUGAGAGUACAUAAAAUAAUAUUUAAAAUAUUACAUAAAAAAUGUAUUCAACUUUCUACGAAUUUUACAAGCAUGUCAUUUCUAGAACUUUCGUUGGUUCCGUUUUUGUAUUGAUUCGCUGAUAUUGUACUCGCAUCUGUCAUAAUAAGUGUAUUUAUUUAAAUAUAAAAAUGUUAUGUGAAUAUAAUUUGAAAGAAUAAUUUCUGUUUCUUUUUACGUACAAUGAAUUUAAAUAGUGUUUAAGUGAGCUUUGGAAAACGGAACCUGAUUUUCAACAUAAUUUUCUAAAAAGCAUUUAAAAUGCUGUAUUUAAUUUUUGCUGUAGAAUAACUUGUAUCUACACAUGUGUAUUUUCAGAGGAUGAGAAAACUACAUGUUUUCAUACAAGUGUGUCAAAAGUGAAAACGUACGCAGAGACUCAUGUGGGCGCGUCUGUUAUCUAUUGUUCUAUAUGAUUCUAUUGAAUUUGAUAAGACUAAUUAUACUAAAAUGAUAGAUAAAUAAAUAUUAAAUGAUUAUCAAA
Messenger RNA from Papilio polytes (common Mormon), 2422 nucleotides. RefSeq names its product ubiquitin carboxyl-terminal hydrolase 14 (gene Usp14). The record is from RefSeq and is a predicted model, not a curated record. Gene Ontology annotation, molecular function: cysteine-type deubiquitinase activity; proteasome binding; protein binding. The transcript is spliced from 11 exons. NCBI's taxonomy places the organism in Eukaryota, Metazoa, Arthropoda, Insecta, Lepidoptera, Papilionidae. Bases 129 to 1628 code for a protein of 499 amino acids. Gene Ontology annotation, biological process: proteasome-mediated ubiquitin-dependent protein catabolic process; protein deubiquitination; regulation of proteasomal protein catabolic process.